Thyridium curvatum is the source of this 2442-nucleotide messenger RNA. RefSeq lists its product as uncharacterized. The record is from RefSeq and is a predicted model, not a curated record. The transcript has a single exon. Gene Ontology annotation, molecular function: RNA binding. Gene Ontology annotation, biological process: RNA processing. Gene Ontology annotation, cellular component: nucleus. NCBI's taxonomy places the organism in Eukaryota, Fungi, Ascomycota, Sordariomycetes, Thyridiales, Thyridiaceae. The coding region runs from base 1 to 2442 and encodes 813 amino acids.
AUGUCGGCCUCGAAGAAGCUAGCAGAGUUCCCUGAUGUCGAAGCGAAGCUCCAGAAACCAACCAAGAAGUCCGCAUUCGAGCGGCAGAGAGCCGAAGCCGAAGAAAAGAGGAGGAGGGAAGCCGCCGAGACAGCAGCCGUCUACGAGGACUUUGUCAAAAGCUUUGACCGCGACGACGAUGGGCCCAAUUACAAUUCGCCUCGAGGUGGCGGGCGCCCUCCGCAUCCGAGCCGAUUCGAACGGCCUGUAGGUCCGCCGACUCUUGGAGGCGCAGGAGGCAAGAGGCACUUUGGGAUACCAUCAACACCGUCGGGUCUAAAGAGCGGACCGGGUAGUCUGGGCCCUGCCCCGACCAGCUUUGCGAAGAAGAGGAACUUUGACGGCUUCAAGGACCGCUCCGAGAGCAGAGGGCGCCCCGGCAAUGACGACCAUGAGCCGCUGUCUGUUUCAAAGGCGUUCAAUACUAGCGAUGACGAGGGCGAAGCUACUGUGGCGGAGCGCGCUGAGGAGAAGGCUUUGGCGAGACCGACGCUGCGGAUGGCGAAUCUGCCGCCCGGGACGUCUCCAUCGUUUGUCAAGACUCUUGUGGCAGCCAGCCUCACGGUAGAAGACGUCAAGAUGCUCCCGCCUAGUGGGUCGGUCAGCCAGGCCCGGAAGUCCCUUACCGCCAUCAUCACUCUCUCCGCCGAGACAGCGGCGACAGACAUAGACGCUACUGUCAGCGCCCUGCAACACCGCUAUUUGGGCUACGGCUAUUAUCUUUCUCUUCAUAGACAUCUGUCAUCGGCCGCCAUCACUGGUGGCCUUGCCGAUAUCAACAGCCACUCGUCUACGUCCCAGCCUUUUGGCGCGAAGCGUGUGGAUCCAGGAGCAAAGGUGCACAGCUCAGUUCCCCAUGGCCAUGGCAGGGCUUUUGCACCUCCCACUUCGUUCGAUCCAAUGAUGGGGGCCGGCUUCAACCGGGCAGACAUCUUCCAUGUGCCUGUGCAGCCCCCCAGAGACGUCAAGCAGUUGAGAAUGAUACACAAAACAAUCGAGGGUGUUCUGGAACAUGGCCCCGAGUUUGAGGCGCUUCUCAUGUCACGGCCCGAUGUACAGAAAGACGAGAAGUGGGCUUGGAUAUGGGACGCUCGCAGCAAAGGCGGUGUCUGGUAUCGAUAUCGUCUCUGGGAGAUCAUCACCGGGUGGAAGCGGACUCGGGGUCAGAAGCGGUUCGUGCCGCUAUUUGAGGGCAGCCAUGCCUGGAAGGUCCCCGAACAACCCCUUUCCUUUGAGUUCACUACCGUGGUCGACGAGUUUGUCUCUGAUUCGGAGUACAACUCCUCAGACGAGGAAGAUUACGAAGACGAGAUCAAGAAGCAGCAGGAGCCCGGUAGCACCGACCAGGAAGAGAAACUCCUCAAUCCGAUCGAGAAGUCGAAGCUCACGCACCUCCUCGCUAAGCUACCGACCAGCCUUUCAAAGCUCAGAAAAGGAGACAUCGCACGGGUGACUGCAUUCGCCCUUACCCAUACCAGCAGGGGGUCAGACGAGGUUGCGGAGUUGAUCGUAUCGAACCUGGAGCGGCCCUUUUCUCACACCUUGGCCAACCCGGACUACAAGCCAAAUGACAAGGACAAACCUGCGGACGGUUCGCGGACCUCCACGCCCCCCGCCGCUGAAGAGAAAGCUGCCAACGAGCGCGACACGAGUGCCUCUAUGCUCGUCGCAUUGUACGUCAUCAGUGAUAUCUUGGCUUCCUCGUCGACCAGUGGCAUCCGGCACGCAUGGCGGUACCGGCAGCUGUUCGAGGCAGUCCUGAAGGACCGCAAAGUAUUCGAGGGGCUGGGCGUCAUGCCCGAGAAGAUGGGGUGGGGUCGACUACGGGCUGAGAAGUGGAAGAGAAGCAUCGGGCUGGUCUUGAGCUUGUGGGAGGGCUGGUCAGUGUUCCCGGUCGAGUCGCAACACUCCUUCGUCAGCAGCUUCGAGAACCCGCCCUCGCUCAAGAAGGAAGAGGAAGUGGAGAAGCCCGAGGAGGAAGCCAAACAGGGCGGCAAGUGGAAGACCGUCGAAGCUCUGCCAACCAGCAAAGCCGGCGAGUCUGGCUUUAGACCCGCCCAGACAGACAAGGCGGCGGGCAGAACUGCCGAUGGCGAGGAAUCUAUCGCUACGCCUGAUGCUACGGACGACGACGAGGCGUAUUCCGAGUACACGGAUGACGAGGAGCUGGACCUGGCGUGCCUCGAGGAAGAGGACAUUGAUGGAGAGCCGUUUCUAGCCGGAGAUCUCGAAGGCUUGUCCAUUGACCCCGACGUAGAGAUGGGUAGCGACGGGGCAGGUGGCGGGCCAGAAGUGAAGUCGGUUGGCGGCAUACAGCUGUCCUCUGCCACCCUGGCGCCCACCAGGAGGCGGCCGCGCGCUGUGGACAUGUUUGCAGACUCUGGCUCCGAGGACGGGAAAUGA